Messenger RNA from Hemiscyllium ocellatum (epaulette shark), 2177 nucleotides. RefSeq names its product osteoglycin, paralog a (gene ogna). Gene Ontology annotation, molecular function: protein binding. NCBI's taxonomy places the organism in Eukaryota, Metazoa, Chordata, Chondrichthyes, Orectolobiformes, Hemiscylliidae. The record is from RefSeq and is a predicted model, not a curated record. The coding region runs from base 103 to 1038 and encodes 311 amino acids. The transcript has 6 exons.
CAAUUUGACAGUUCUACGCCUAGGCAGCAAGGCACUGUUCUAUCCAGUAUUCGAGCUUUUGAAUUUUUCUCAGAACUUAUUUUUCUUGGUCUUCAGUCCAAAAUGAAUUGUGUUUGCCCUAUAUUUUUUGUAUUCAUAUUUGGAGAACUAGUAUUUACAGCACCAACUAACAAUGAAGAUAAAUUUCUUAUACAUGAUUUGGAAGUGGAAUCAUUUGGGGCAGACACAAGUUACGAAUCUGAAGAUGAGCCACAAGAAAUAAAACAAGCAAAGCUAGAAGAAAAGGCAAUUCCCACAUUUGUUGAUGCCGACAUAAACCAUGAAAUAGGACAUUUACGGGCUAUCAGGUCCCCAACAGAAGAACCAGAAGCAGAAGCAGAGAGUCCAUCCAUUGACAUGCCAACUUGCCUUUUGUGUGUUUGCUUAACUGGUUCCGUGUAUUGUGAAGAGACCGACAUUGAUGCCAUUCCAAUGUUGCCAAAAGAGACAUCACACCUUUAUGCACGCUAUAAUCAGAUUAAAAAGGUCACUGUAAAAGACUUCGCUGAUUUCCCAACUUUGAGGAGGAUCGAUCUAAGUGGAAACCUGAUUACUGAAAUAGAAGAUAAAGCCUUCUCACAGCUGCCAAAUCUGGAGCACCUGACACUUUCUGAAAAUAAAUUGCUCCGUCUGCCAGCCUUACCUCCAAAACUCAGAUUUCUUGCUGCACAACACAACCGUAUUAAAAGCAAUGGAAUUAAACGCAAUGCUUUUAAGAACUUGGCUAGGCUUGAAUUUAUCUACCUAGGAUACAAUCGGCUGGACAAAGUACCCGCCAACCUGCCUGAAAACAUCCGUGUACUUCAUUUACAGCAUAAUAAUAUAUCUACUAUUACGGAUAGUACGUUUUGCAAGCCCCAAGACUCCAGUUUUAUCCGUGAACGUCUGACUGAGAUUCGGCUUGAAGAAAAUCCUGUCAAUUUGGCAGAAUACCCAAACAGUUACAUCUGCUUGAGAAGACUGCCCAUUGGAAAACCAUAUUUUGGGAGAAUAUAUUAGUCCAAAAAUAGUUAUGCCUCAAUCAGAAACAAUUCAGUGAUUGUGACAGAAAAUUGCAUUCUAAAGCAUAUUCUCAUUCGUUAUUAUAUCAUCAUACUCAUGAGCUUUAUUAUGAUACUUGUGUCAUACCAAUACUUUUAUAUUUAACAACAUAUUGCUUUUUUUCAACACAGCAUUAUCCCAAAGUAAUAUCACGUUUCAUUUCAUGCCAAAAAUUCAACUAAUUUGUUGCAGAAACAGCUUCUGACAUAUUACACACUAAGUUGUCACCUAUGUUUAUUUUCAUAUAAUUAAAGUUGCACACAUUACUGUUUGACUUUCUAUGUAAUAUUUUGUAAUAUAUUGUUGAGCUACAUCUGACUCACUUGCGACUGCAUGUAGUUUUACAUACUGUGCUUCUCUUUAACAUGAUCAUUUUACAGUAAUGCAACAACACUAAAAACAUUAGCUUUUCUUACAUGAAGCCAUUUAAACAAAAACAGCUUUGCAAAAGUAUGAUUUGCAAUCCAAUAAUUUUAAUGCAAUUAAUUCAAGUGGAAUAUCAGAAAUCAAUUAUGCAUCUCAAAAGAUAGAAUUCUACUAAACUAUAAUUACAACCUUUACAACCUAUUAUUCAUUUGUCACCUUGCCAACACACCUACAUCCAUUCUCAUUCCAUGGCCUGCAUUAUGUUAACUUCAUGCAUCACGAAUAUUUCGUGACAGAAAUUAUAACCUUGUCAGUAUAUGGAAAAGGAGAAGGUGAGCACUGAAAACGCUGGAGAUCAGAGUUGAGAAAAUAGUGCUGGAAAAGCACAGCAGGUCAGGCAGCAUCUGAGAAGUAGGAGAAUCAAUGUUUCGAGCAUAAGCCCUUAUCAGGAAGGGGGCUUAUGGGUCGGAGGGCUGAGAUAAAUGGGAGGGGGCUGGGGUCAGGGGGAAGGUAGCUGAGAAUGUGAUUGGUAGAUGAUGGUGGGGAGAAGGUGAUAAGUCAGAGAGGAGGGUGGAGCGGAUACAUGGGUAUGGUGAUGUACAGGUCAAGAGAUCGGUGCAGAGUUGGAGUCUUGGGAUUGGGACAAUGUGGGGGUUGGGGAAAUGAGGAAACUGGUGAAAUCCACAUUGAUCCCUUGUGGUUGCAUAUAUGAAUAAAUUGAGCUAAAAUCA